Gongylonema pulchrum is the source of this 466-nucleotide messenger RNA. The record is from the annotation of a GenBank genome assembly. Lineage: Eukaryota; Metazoa; Nematoda; Chromadorea; Rhabditida; Gongylonematidae.
GGAGUUCAUGAGACUUCUUGUGUUGUUUGAUCGAGUCCUGUCAUUGCUAGCGAACAUUACCUCAUCAGAUGUGAUAAAUAACAUGUUGUCGGUGCUGUCCCCUCUUCUCGUUGUUAUUGAAAGCAAUCCCGAUCGACUUGUUCCACUUUUUGAGCAGUUCCGGCGAAUUUUAGUUGAUACAGUGGAUGAGAAUAUCAGUGAAAAGUCAUUGAAAAGACACUGCCUUGGGCUGCUGCUGAAGCUUGUCAAUAAUUAUAUUAAAUGCGAUAAGACGCAAGCGGGAAUAAUUUUGGAAUUCUGCCUUUCGAUGCGUGAUAGCUUAUCGGCGAUGCAGCUGGCCUCUUGUAUGCAAGUGAUUGCCGCACUAAGCAAUCUCUGUGUCGACUUCGCAACGCAGAGUAAUUUUCUUUCUAAUGCUGCACACGACGCAAUAAAUUAUUUACUUCAGCCAGGAAUCCAAACGUAA